CUAUGUCACAUGUCUGCUCAGUUUCACCCUCACUGUUUCAACAUCGCUUUGUGAUGUCGUGCGCUGUGUACUUACUUAGAGGCAAUGGCACGCAAAAUGAAGCGGCAGAAACAUGCAAUCAAUGCUAUCGAAUUGAUUAUUGUGACUAAUGUGAAUAAUAAGGCGGACUCGGAUAAGCUUGUGAGUAGCGGCUUGAAGUGGCCCUCAUCGACCACAUUUUUCAAACGUGGAUGGCUUCCUUGUUAAAAGAGAUUCCUCGAGAGUCCCUCCAAAAUCUGCUUUCCUGCAUAAGGGUAGCACACGCUCUGCCUUUCGGACAUGACGCCUCAGCUGAACGUGAUGCGCCUGCACCACUGCUACUUUCAUCCCUCAGCCGCGGAGAUGUCAUAGAGGUUCAGGGUCCCGCUUCAUCAGGAAAAACCCAUCUCUUGUAUCAUUUCGUACUGCUCUGCAUCGCUCCGUCGACGCAAAUGUCCAUCGACUUUGGGGGUAAUGGAUUGGCCGCAGUCAUCUAUGACACAGAUGCAUCAUUUGAUGUCGCAAGACUCCAUCAGUUGCUAUUGACCCGUUUGUCCCUUGCCCUGCCUCACAACAUCGAGAUGGCACGACGUCUAGCUGAGGAAUCGUUGCACCGUCUACAUGUCUUUCGGCCAACUUCGCUUCUCCAACUCGCCACCAGUCUUUUACAUCUCCCAUCGUAUCACAAGGCCUCCAUACCAGAACACGAAAUAGGCCUUCUUGCCGUGGAUUCGAUGAGCGCAUUUUAUUGGACCGACCGUUUCAUCAUGGAGCAGAUGCGCAACGUGCCCCAAAGGGAACCAGACCCUUCAUCAGUAAACCCACUUCAUCAUGUGCUCACGGCGCUUGGUCGACUUCGCUUGUCCCACGCCCCUUUCAUCAUAUUGACCAAUUGGGGUCUGAAUCUCGCCUCGCGAUCCAGUGGACCGGUGACGUUUUACAUGCAACACUUGCAUCCAUUCCCUGUUCACUCUGAAAACCGUGACGCGAACGCUCUGCCCAGUUCGAUGACUGGCGAUCUUCCACCGACGCCCAUGCCGCUUCCCCUUACGCACCACAUCACCUUAUUCCCGGUGUCGACACCUCCUUUUGCUCCAGAGAUUUCCCUGCGUGAUGCCGUCCAACAGGAAGUAGAGUAUCGUAGAAGUAUGGUACAAAAGGGGGAAAUUACAGGUCUCGUCAGGACUACAGGAGAACAAGAGAUAACCCGUUUGACUCUUUGCAUCACACCUGAAAACGUUCAUAUCAGGUAUUUAUGAUGCCCCUCGUGACUUCUUGAAUUGUUAUUCCGCUGAUACUAAAGUAUUCGACAUUGUAUGUAUUCGGUUUGACUAGGUACUUCCACUUGUGUAGGGGAUGUAGUGAUUGAUAUAAAGUUGUGC
Molecule: messenger RNA, 1400 nt
Organism: Suillus bovinus
Lineage: Eukaryota; Fungi; Basidiomycota; Agaricomycetes; Boletales; Suillaceae
Exons: 4
Coding region: 231-1277 (348 amino acids)
Biological process (GO): DNA strand invasion; double-strand break repair via homologous recombination
Cellular component (GO): Rad51B-Rad51C-Rad51D-XRCC2 complex; centrosome; replication fork
Molecular function (GO): four-way junction DNA binding
Source: RefSeq, a predicted model, not a curated record